UUACAGUGCCCAUAUAAAAGCAUCAACUACCGAUGAAAAAAACAUUCCAACUACGAAAAGGAACAAUCAAACAUGUACACCAAGGUAGUAAUCUUCCUGUGCGCUGCGGGCAUCGCUUCCGCUGGCAAUCUGCUCCACGCUGCUCCUCUCGCCUAUUCCGCACCUGUUUCCUCUGUUUCUUACUCUUCCCAAACGACUUCCCAUGGAGCACCAGCUGUAUACUCAAGCCCAAUCGUCGCAAAGUCAUACGCCGCCCCUGCUGUAGCAACCUACGCCGCACCAGCUUACUCGACAUACGCCGCUGCCCCGGCCUACUCUACUUACCAUGCUGCUCCAGUAGCUUACACUAAGACCCUGUCUCCAGCUGUUUCUUACUCGUCAGUAUCUCAUUCUAAUACCAUCUCCAGCCCAGCUGUAUCUUAUGCCGCCGCCGCCCCUGCUGUCUAUGCCUCACCAGCUGUUGCCACAUACCAUGCCACCCCCGUUGUAACUAAGACUAUCGCUACACCCGUGGCUUACCACGCUUCUCCCGUGGCUUACCACGCUUCUCCCGUGGCCUACCACGCUGCUCCAGUCGUCAAAUCAGCCAUCACUUACUCAGCCGCACCUGCUGUGUCACAUGUGUCCUACGCUGGUUUGGGCGCCACUUAUGGCUGGUGAAAAACCAAAGAUUAACUCUUUAUACUCCUGGUUAAAUUAUUAUCAUGAAUGAUAUUCAUUAAUAAAUUAUAUAUAAAAUA
Molecule: messenger RNA, 740 nt
Organism: Pieris brassicae (large cabbage white)
Lineage: Eukaryota; Metazoa; Arthropoda; Insecta; Lepidoptera; Pieridae
Product: pupal cuticle protein C1B-like
Exons: 2
Coding region: 73-660 (195 amino acids)
Source: RefSeq, a predicted model, not a curated record